Messenger RNA from Sphenostylis stenocarpa, 645 nucleotides. NCBI's taxonomy places the organism in Eukaryota, Viridiplantae, Streptophyta, Magnoliopsida, Fabales, Fabaceae. The record is from the annotation of a GenBank genome assembly.
AUGAGUAAGGGUUCCACUCUGCAAUGCUCACUUUUUCCCUUCUGGGUUCCCUUGUUGCUGCUUGCUAGCUUCACUUAUGCUCCUUCUGUUCUGGCCACAACUGAAAUUUCAGGGAAAGAAGUGAACACAGAUGGGGGUGCUGUCAAUGGAGAGUUUGCAAAACCAAGUCUUGAAAGACACGAUGAAGAAGCAAAAUUCAAAGGAUUUUUUCCAAAACCAAUUCCAAUAGUUAAGCCUAUUCCAAAGCCAAUUCCUGUUGUUAAGCCUAUUCAUAUCCCAGUAUAUAAGCCAAUACCAAAACCAGUCCCCAUUGUUAAGCCAAUUCCUAUUCUUAAACCUGUUCCAAAGCCAAUUCCAAUUGUUAAGCCAAUUCCUGUUCUUAAACCUGUUCCAAUUGUUAAACCAAUUCCUAUUCUUAAACCUGUUCCAAUUGUUAAGCCAAUUCCUAUUCUUAAACCUGUUCCAAAGCCAAUUCCCAUUGUUAAACCAAUACCGAAACCAUUUACAGUGAAAAAGCCUAUCCCUGCAGUUGAGUCACAGGAAUUUUUGAAACCAAAGCCUAUUCAUAAACUACCACUUCAUCACAAAUUCAAGAAACAACUUCUGCCACCAUUGCCAAUUCACAAGCCAAUCCCAACUCCAUGA